GAGAAUGUCAAUUGACCAAAGCCACGCAAAAGCCAUCAAAAAACCAGUCUUUUCAUCAUGGAGAUGACACAUCCAGACAGCUUGCGUGCGGAGACCAUUAUAGAGUUUGCAAAAGAAAUACAGACCCGGCUUUCUGAGAGUGACGGCUUCAAUGAGGCCCUCCACGACGAUGCACUCCGCACUUUAGACAAGUGCAUCGACCAUAUACCUUUACCUGCGACGGCGGUCCCGCAUACAAUUCGUCAUCAAAUGGACCACGAAGGUGUCAAACUCUGGAACCUGUGUGCGCAGCAGAUGCUACAUGUGGAAGGUAGCAGGGACAUGAUACUGGUCUGCAAAUUGAAAGUAUUGGCCUACUUGAUGAUUGGAAGUGUCGCUUCAAAGCAGGGUCAAGGGAGCUUUCGCGUCCUGGAGGUAGCCUUGAACACGGCCAAGGCGUGCGCGGAAACAAGGCAAUUUGACCUGAGCCAGAGAAUAAUCGAGACCAUAGCUGUGAGGCUGGAUGAUAUCGAGAAAUCAAAUUCCCAACAUGAGCAUACUCGGCUACGAUCCGCCACCGUGGAAUACUACAUGCUUCGUGUAUACCUGUCAUGGUUUCGAGGGAGACCUGACAUUGCAGAUCAUUUGUUCUCAAAAAUACCGGCGACACAUAUUGACAAGAACCAAAGAUGUGUUCUAGACAUAUGCUACAAGGUUGGCAAUCUGGCACUUUUAUCCCAUGGACAUCAUACAGCAGUAAAAUGGCUAGGAAGGGCAGUGAAAGCUUAUGAGCAGUUGAGUGACGACUCACAAGAGUCUGACAUAACUUUGGAGGAAAAGAAACUGGUUGUCAUGCACACGUUUGUACGUGCAUGCCUUCGUCUGGACAAAAUGGAAUCCAAAAAGCCUUUGAAUAGAGCACUCGAAUCACUGAAAACCAAAUAUGGCGAUACCUUUGCUGUUCAAAUGCUACAAUUAGAAGCUCUUGGCAUUGAAGAAACCUUGACUGGCCAAGAAUACCUGCAGAUUGUUCAAUAUGCCAUUAAGACAGUGGAGCAUAAACACGGGCAUUUGAACAUCCUCCUAUGUUAUAUCCAGAAACUGAGGGAAUUGGAUGUGAAAUGUUAUGUGCAGGCGUUGAAACAACUCCUUACCGAGAUACUUGUUUCUCCGGCUGAAAGAAGUCUGAUUGAAUCCACUUUCAUUCGGCUGGUUUGGACAUUGACAGAUGCGAGUAUCGAGGCCCAGCAUGCCCUUGAUAUUUGCCAAGAUACAUCGACAGCGCUCAUAGAAACCCUACAAGGGCCUUUGAGUGAGAAUGCGACUCAUGCUUCUCUGAUUCUUAUGUGGAAAUAUAUCGAUCGUAAAUUGUCUAUGGAUGAUGCCCCGACUGCACAGAAAUGGUGCUUCUUCGUUCUUGACCAUCCGGUUUUUCAAAUAUCUCCAGACACGCGUGGGAAAUUUCUUAGAAAAUUGAUAAUCUAUGCUAUGGAAAACCCGGGCUCGUCCACAUGGCAUGACUUAUUCCACAAAAUGCCGAUACAGUGCCAGCAGUCUCCCUCCGCCUUAUUUCUCAUGCACAAAUAUGCUCUUGCACGAAAGGAUUUUUCUGAAGCAUCUGCAUAUCUUCAAAAUCUCUGUGAACAGGCAGAUCAAGCAAAUGCCUAUCUUUUGCCUUGUAUGGGCGAGGCGAUGCAAAUGGGACAAGCCCUGCAAGCAGCCAAGAUAUUGGAGCGAAUACUCGCAAGCUCAGAUGGUGCUUGCUUCGAGGCAAUGAACGUCAAGGAUCUUUUCCAACCCGUACUUCAUCAUCUCUUAAUCGAUAUCGAGACAUGUGACAACAAUGAGGAAGAGCUGAUCCUCCAGAUCACAUUUAUAUUUGAAGCCGGUGUGUCUCAUGCAAUUUCAAAUACAGACCGUCGUCAAGUGACAAAUCCAGCCAUCAACCAAGCAGGCAAACAAAACGAAGCCCAAUUCUCACCUAUUCAGCUCGAAUGGCUUUCUCACAAGAGUUAUAACGUCGCUUUACGAACCCACAAACACUCUCAGCCCAAGCUAGCACUGCAGCUAUUAGAUAUAUCUGUGAAGUUCGCCGAACUGCAUCAGCAAACCCUACCCCCAGAAACUCAACCCAGUAUAAACCAACACAUACUCCACUGCGACUUCCUCCUCGCCCUCAUAACGGUAUCACAGGCCCGCAAAGCAAAGACUACUCCUCAAAAAAAAAAAAACCACCAAAAACUCACCCACCUAACAAACCACUUCCACACUCAUAUCCACCCCCUACUCAAUACCCACAGCCCAAAAAUUCAGGAAUGGACCCCCAAGUAUCGCACCAUUCUCUCCUGGGGCUUCGAAGCCGUCGUCUCCCUCCACAAAUGGGACGACGCUGCCAGUGUGAUCGAGAAAGCAGGCACCGUGACAGAUGGUAAACUUGCAUCCAUCUUCUUAGAUUGCUUACUCCGCUCCGAAGCCCCGGUGAAGGAGAUGGCGAGGAUGGUUAAGCUAAUGAUCCGCACCCUCCACACCUCCCCCUCCGCAUCCGAAAACAACCAGACCUUCCGGUCCACACUCCCGCGCUACCUCCGAAUCCUAUUCCGCCUUUCCCUCUCCGCAAAAGACACACCUCUGGCCGAAUCAGUCCUCGACCAGGCCUUGAUCCUAGCGCAGGAAGCACACCAGUCUGAGUCUGAUGCGUCCGCAGGUCUGUAUCCCAACGACGAGAUCCAGUGGCUCUCAACUGUGGCGUUUAAUCGGGCCGUGGAGUUUUACCGCGCGUCGAGAGAUGAGGAGUGUCGGCGGUGGGCUGGGAAGGCGAUUGCGUUGGCGGAUUUGAUACAUGGGGGUGGUGCGGGUGAGUUGGGGGGAUUGCUACGGCGGAACUUUGCGAAAUUGAUUUGAAGGAUAGGUACUGUUGUUUGAUCAGGGGAGUUUAUACUCGAGAAU
Messenger RNA from Aspergillus steynii IBT 23096, 2925 nucleotides. Its product is annotated as SPO22/ZIP4 family meiosis protein. The transcript is spliced from 18 exons. NCBI's taxonomy places the organism in Eukaryota, Fungi, Ascomycota, Eurotiomycetes, Eurotiales, Aspergillaceae. Bases 58 to 2880 code for a protein of 940 amino acids. The record is from RefSeq and is a predicted model, not a curated record. Gene Ontology annotation, biological process: meiotic cell cycle; regulation of synaptonemal complex assembly.